AUGGCAGACGUGGAAGCUGCUCCUGGCGAUACCCCUGUAGAGACCGAGAAUGCACCGGUCGCUGCUGCUGCUGAACCAUUGUCUUCUGAAAUUAUCGCUGGAUGUCUUUCGAAUCUUUCUCGUACUUCGAACGGAUUGUCUGUCGCGUACACAAAGCUAGAUUGUAGAUCAAAAUCCAUCGCUGAUAUUGAUCUACUCAGGAACUUUCACCAUCUAAAGUUUGUGGAUUUAUCGGAUAAUGCCAUAAAGAAUAUUGCGCCCCUUGGUCCCUUGGAUAAUUUAUUGACCAUGGAAGUCAAGAACAACCAAGUCAAAGCAGUACCCAUUGAUCUAGACGCCCGUAAAUACUUGCAAAGAGCAGAUUUAUCUUCAAACAAGAUCGAAUCCUUUGAUGUAAAGAGCUGGCCUCUUUGUCAUUACUUGAAUCUGAAUGACAAUCAGUUGGAACAGCUACGUUUGCCUGACUUCCCCCAACUCUAUCAUUUGGAAGCUCGAAACAACAAGCUGAACAACACCGGUGGUAUUGGAGCACCUCUGUUGCAAAAACUCUACCUUGCUGGAAAUCAAAUAGACACCAUUGUCGGUUUGGAAAGUCUCACUAAACUAGAGUUCAUGCAUUUACGUGGCAACAAGAUCUCACGCUUGGACGGGUUCUCAGCCAAUAAUGUGGCCCUUACUGGUCUCAAUCUGAGGGGUAAUCUCGUUUCGGAUCCUAACGAACUCGACAAACUCACAGUACUACCGGCAUUGACCAAACUCACAUUGUCUGAAACUCCACUUGCCGAGAACUCACACUACCGCUUGGAAGUUGCCAUGAGACUGAAGAACCUAACUAUGCUCGACAAGAUUGAAUUCACACCUGACGAACGCGAGGAAGCUGUGCAAUACAAGGAACAAUUAGAAGCUGAAAAGGCAGAGGCAGCUGCAGCAUUAAAAGCAGCCCAAGAGGAAGAGGAACGUUUGAAGCUAGAGGAGGCUGAAGCUGCUAAGGCUGCUGCUGAAGCUGAAGCUUUAGCAGCAGCAGCACCUGCUGAAGCCCCGACCGAAGGUGGUGAACCGGUUGAAGGAGGAGAAGCACCUACAGCAGGAGAAGAACCUCCUGCAGAAUAA
This is a messenger RNA of Synchytrium microbalum, 1110 nucleotides long. RefSeq lists its product as uncharacterized. The transcript has 6 exons. Lineage: Eukaryota; Fungi; Chytridiomycota; Chytridiomycetes; Synchytriales; Synchytriaceae. The coding region runs from base 1 to 1110 and encodes 369 amino acids. The record is from RefSeq and is a predicted model, not a curated record. Gene Ontology annotation, molecular function: protein binding.